UUUCCACAGUCAUUCCUGUUGAAAUAGGCUCUAUUAUUCAGCAUAACUUGCAAGGAGCACAAUUUUGUUUUGAAUAAGUCAACUUUAUUUAGUUAAUUGCCAAUCGUCAAAUCGCCUUUAUUGUUGUUUAUCUUUUAGUUAAAGUCAUCCUGUACCGUAUAUCUUCGCAAUGGAAGCUGUAAUUGGAAUAAAUUUCAACGACUUUUCUCUGAUCGCUGCAGAUACUCAUGCAGUGUUUAGUAUUAUUUUUGUUAAAAAUGAUGUCGACAAAAUUUACACUUUGAGUGAUAAUUUACUGAUGGGGGUCAUUGGUGAAGCUGGUGAUACCGCUCAAUUUGCUGAAUUCAUUAGUAAAAAUAUUCAGCUCUUCAAGAUACGAAACGGAUUUGAAUUGUCGCCCAAAUGCGCCGCUCUAUUCAUCCAAAGGAACAUGGCUGAUUAUUUGAGAAGCCGGACACCAUACCAUUGUAAUCUUGUUUUGGCUGGUUUUGAUAAAGAAAAAGGACCCCAAAUGUUCUAUAUUGAUUAUCUUGCAACUCUCGCUGAAUUACCCUAUGUUGUUCAUGGUUAUCCUAUGAUGUUCACUUUAGGUCUUUUGGAUAAAGAUUACCGGCCAGACAUGACUGAGGAAGAAGCUAUCAAGUUGAUGACAGAUUGUAUUUAUGAAAUUAACACUCGAUUCGUUGGUUCACUUAAAAACUAUGUUGUCAAGAAGCUGGAUGCCAAUGGUGUUAAAAGAUUACCUGAUAUUUGUGUUACCAAACCUAAAAACUCCUAAUACUAUUGUCAACCUUUCGUAUAAGAACAUUUGAUAAAUCGAUGUUUAAUUUGA
Molecule: messenger RNA, 832 nt
Organism: Tetranychus urticae (two-spotted spider mite)
Lineage: Eukaryota; Metazoa; Arthropoda; Arachnida; Trombidiformes; Tetranychidae
Gene: Prosbeta4
Product: Proteasome beta4 subunit
Biological process (GO): proteasomal protein catabolic process
Cellular component (GO): cytoplasm; nucleus; proteasome core complex
Source: RefSeq, a predicted model, not a curated record